AUGGCCACCAAGUACGCUACCAUUGCUUCCACCUUCGGUGUUGCUGCUGGCGCCUUCGCCCUCUUCUUCUUCGGUGAAGUGCCCCGUGUGCGCAACGACAUCCUGCGCAAGGUUCCCUUCCUUGACGAGUACUUCGACCGCAGCAUCCCUGCCGAGGACAACCCGUUCUAA
This is a messenger RNA of Aspergillus fumigatus Af293, 171 nucleotides long. Its product is annotated as cytochrome b-c1 complex subunit 10. The record is from RefSeq and is a predicted model, not a curated record. Gene Ontology annotation, biological process: mitochondrial electron transport, ubiquinol to cytochrome c. NCBI's taxonomy places the organism in Eukaryota, Fungi, Ascomycota, Eurotiomycetes, Eurotiales, Aspergillaceae.